CAGAACUGUUCUCAGUUGUAAUGCGGCCGGACUUUAAGAAACAUCCACUACUCUACGCGUUGAUAAUUAAUGCUGUUCUAAAUGUGUUCAAAUGAUAUUGGUUAUAUGAGGGCAUCAGAUUAUGUUCUACAGUUGGAGGGAGCUAGUCCAAUGAAACGUCGUUCAUUUCAAGAUGGUGUCCGCGAGGUGGAUUUCGUUUUGGCUUACAACGGUUCCGAUCAACGAGAAGAUCAUGUGAAAAAACGUGAAAUAUUUGAAGCAAACCUCGAGCAUGAAGGUCUGCAACUUGAACGCGAUAAAACACAAAAUGUUCAUUUCGUUUUAAUUCACGCACCCAAAGAGGUUCUAUGUCGUUAUGCAGAAAUACUUAAAAUUAAAAUGCCCAUGAAAGUGAUACCUGGACAAAAUCGAAUCUAUGAUGAUGAAGACAAUUCUGUGAACUCGAAGACUGCAGAAGGCGAUGUAAAACCCUUUUCCAAAACAAAUCGCAUAUAUUCGGAAUUUCAACGAAAACAUGCAUGUUUAUUUAACACUGACCUGCCAAAUUUCUUUGAUUCGGCUACAAGAAUUAGUAUAAUAAAUUUUAUUUUGGAACGUCAACGCUUUGUAAAGGGCGAAGAAACGCCCGACAAUUUGGGUAUAGAGAAACUAAUUGCAGAUGGUGUGUAUGAGAGCGCCUAUAGUCUACAUGAUGAAACAGCCCGUCAAGUAUUGUUAAAGGAGUGGGCGUGCCUAAAACGGUGGAAAGAUGAGCAGCCGUUGGAUGCUAUUAAGGAAUAUUUCGGAGCCAAGGUGGCCAUAUACUUUGCAUGGCUGGGAUUUUAUACCGAUAUGUUAAUACCAAUUAGUAUAGCUGGAAUUUUUCAGUUUCUCUACGGUUUCAUAACAUGGAGUUCGGAUCCGAUAAGUCAAGAAAUUUGUAAUGCAAACCAGACAACGUUGAUGUGUCCCCAAUGUGAUAGGAACUGUGAUUAUUGGGAACUAAAGGAUACCUGCGGUGCUUCCAAGAUGAAUUAUUUGAUCGACAAUAAUAUGACAGUGGCUUUUGCAUUUCUAAUUGCAAUUUGGGCUGUUGUUUUCUUGGAACUUUGGAAAAGAUAUUCGGCAUAUCUAAUACACUCUUGGGGCCUCACUGGUUACACCCAUGAGGUGGAACACCCGAGGCCACAGUAUUUGGAAAAGUUACGGAAAAACAAAAAACUAGCCGAUAAAGUCAAAGAUAAAAGUGGACAAUAUCAGUUUGAACCGGAAAUUCCAUUUUGGUCCGUCAAGUUUUCGGCAAGUUUGGCCAGUUACAGUGUGGCCCUGCUGUCGAUCUGCGUUUCAAUUAUAGCCAUUUUGUCCAUGAUCAUAUAUCGCAUGGCCCAAAAAGCUUCUCACAGUGUUUUGGGUGACGAGAACUCCACCACAUAUAAGGUGAUGACCCAACCCAUGACGGCCGGUUUCAUCGAUUUGAGUAUUAUCACAAUCCUGCACUAUGCCUAUAGUUAUCUGGCCGAGAUACUUACCAACCGGGAAUAUUGUCGCACCCAAACGGAAUACGAUAAUAGUCUAACGAUAAAAAUUUACAUCUUCCAAUUUGUCAACUAUUACUUCUCCCUUUUCCACAUAGCGUUUUUGAAAGGCAAAUUUGUCGGAUAUCCCAUGAAAUACAAUCGCAUAUUUGGUUUUCGCCAGCAAGAAUGUAAUCCCGGUGGAUGUUUAAUGGAAUUGUGUAUUCAAUUGGUCAUUAUAACGGUGGGCAAACAACUUCUAAAUGCUGUGAUUGAAAAUCUUUUGCCAUUUUUGAAGAAAAAAUGGAAAGAGUUGCGAUCGAAUGUGGGUGGAGGAAAAGCAGAGAGAAUGUGGGGUAUGGUGGCAAACGGUCAAUGGUUCGAGGAUUAUCCACUGCAGCCGUGGACAAGUCGUGUAUUAUUUGCGGAAUAUCUCGAAAUGGUAAUGCAAUAUGGUUUCAUUACCCUCUUUGGUGUUGCAUUCCCCUUGGCCUUUCCGCUGGCGCUGAUAAACAAUGCCAUAGAAAUACGAACCGAUGCUGGGAAAAUGUUGAAAUUCAUAAGACGUCCAGUUGCUCAAAGAGCCAGUGAUAUUGGAGUAUGGUUCAGUAUUAUGACGGUGAUAACCCGACUCGCUGUGGCCACAUGUGCCAUGAUUAUUGCCUUCUCGACAAACCUCAUUCCAAAGCUAGUCUACAAAUAUGCCACCCAUGAUGAUGAACUGCAGGGUUAUCUCAAUUUUACAUUGGCCUAUUUUAAUACUAGUGAUUUUCGUGUACCACCGAAUUUAGGUGAAUCACGGUAUGGCAAUGUCACACAGUGCCGUUAUGCGGAAUUUCGAAAUCCACCGUGGCAUGAAUUUCCCUAUAAGAGGCCAAUUAUCUAUUGGAAGAUAUUGAUGGCUCGUUUGGCUUUUAUUGUCAUUUUUCAGAAUGUCAUUGGCGGUCUUCAGACCAUCAUUGCCUGGGCCAUACCCGAUGUCCCAACAAAGUUAUUGAAACGCAUUAAACGCGAAAACUUCCUAUUGCGUGAAUAUAUUAUCGAAUGUGAAAAGCGACAAGUAAUCGAUAAACAGGUUGAUAAAAUCAUUUCAUGGGUGAACCAAAUCGAAGAUGAAUCGGAUAUUGCUCUCAGUGACAGUUCUGGUGAUAGCUCAACAGAUAAAGAGGGCAUUGAGGAGACAAGUUUAUAAUUUGUGAUAUAAAUAAGAACUCGAUUUUAAGUGCUUUAAUAUAUCUCCAAUAAAAGUCUGCAAAAACGGUGUUAA
Messenger RNA from Musca domestica (house fly), 2760 nucleotides. RefSeq names its product anoctamin-2. Gene Ontology annotation, cellular component: plasma membrane. The record is from RefSeq and is a predicted model, not a curated record. NCBI's taxonomy places the organism in Eukaryota, Metazoa, Arthropoda, Insecta, Diptera, Muscidae. The coding region runs from base 82 to 2685 and encodes 867 amino acids. The transcript has 11 exons. Gene Ontology annotation, molecular function: protein dimerization activity; chloride channel activity. Gene Ontology annotation, biological process: chloride transmembrane transport.